CCCCGCCCCCUCAUUUGCAUGGCAUUGGCGCGCGGCGGCACCGGGAGCGGCGGAGCCGGGAUGGGGCGGAGCGGGAUCGCGCUGCGCCUGGCGCUGGAGGGAAACAUCGCCGUGGGCAAAUCGACGUUCCUGCGGCUGCUGGGCCGCGCGUUCCCCGCGUGGCAGCGGGCGGCGGAGCCGGUGGCGCGCUGGCGGGAAGUGGUGGCGGGAGCGGCGCAGGGCGGAAACCUCCUGCAGCGCCUGUACCGGGACCCGGCGCGCUGGGCCUUCACCUUCCAGACCUUGUCGUGCUUGGGCCGCCUGCGGGCGCAGCUGGAGCGGCCGCUGGGCCCCGUGCGGGUGUCGGAGCGCUCCGUGUACAGCGACAGGUACGUGUUCGCCAAGAGCCUGUUCGAGGCCGGGCAGCUGGACGCUGUGGAGUGGGCCGUGUACCAGGAGUGGCACACGUUCCUCGUGGGGCAGCUGGGCGCUCACACCGCCCCGCACGCGUUCCUCUAUCUCCGCGCCUCCCCGCAGAGAUGCCUGGAGCGGCUGCGGGGCCGGGCGAGGCCGGAGGAACAAGACGUGACCCUGCGGUACCUGCAGCAGCUCCACGCACAACACGAGCGGUGGCUGCUGGAGCGCAGCGCUGAGGUGCACUUUGCAGAGGUGAGGCACACACCGGUCCUGGUGCUGGACGUCGAGGGGGACUUUGAGCACGAUGCAGCAGCACAGGACGCGCUGAUGGCACGGGUGGGUGGAGGACUUCGUGAAGGACCUGCAAGAUGGAGCUGAACCGCAGCACCCCGAGGGUGGGCACAUGGCUGGCACUGCUGCUGGGCACUGAGCUGAGCUCCCUGCAGCAGCACCGAGGGGAUCCACGAGGCUGCUGGGAUCCUACACGUACCACAGACCCCCCCCCAUCACAUCUGUUGUGCAGGGUGGAUGUGCUUGGGUCCGUUCCAAUGGAAAAACAAAGAAACAAACAAACAAAAAACAAAGCAAAUCAAAGCAAAAAUGUCGGUGCUUUUGUUUGCGUUUAGGUUACAACGAAAUCCAGAUGCUUUCUUGUUU
Coturnix japonica (Japanese quail) is the source of this 1053-nucleotide messenger RNA. Its product is annotated as deoxyguanosine kinase, mitochondrial. Gene Ontology annotation, biological process: nucleobase-containing compound metabolic process. The record is from RefSeq and is a predicted model, not a curated record. Gene Ontology annotation, molecular function: ATP binding; deoxyguanosine kinase activity. Gene Ontology annotation, cellular component: mitochondrion; cytoplasm. NCBI's taxonomy places the organism in Eukaryota, Metazoa, Chordata, Aves, Galliformes, Phasianidae.